AGGAGGGCGGAGCAGCUCACUACACAUGUCUGGCUGCUCUUAUCAACUUAUCAUAUAAGGAAAGGAAAGUGAUUGAUUCGGAUCCUAACACCACAGAAUCUGGAGGAAGAGAAACAAAGAAGCAUUAACGCUGAUCUGUACAGCGAAUACGGCCCUCGCAAGUAAGCAGGCUUACUCGUCCUGCUGCAAUCUGACAGCUCACUGCAGGACCGGAGAGAAGACAGCAUCAAAAACCACGUUUGCUGCUAGAAAAGGAGGAAAGAGAAGAUUUUCAUUGAUGGACCUUAAGCCAUGGCAGCAGAGCACUGCAUCUGAGAGGACAGCUUAGGACUCGGGAGUCUUAUGUGCCCUGAAGUUUGCUAAGCUGGUGGUUUAUUACCAAAAGAAAAGAAAGAAUGUGGCAGAUUGUUUUCUUUACUUUGAGCUGUGAUCUUGUCUUAGCCGCAGCCUAUAACAACUUUCGGAAAAGCAUGGACAGCAUAGGGAAGAGACAGUAUCAGGUUCAGCACGGCUCUUGCAGCUACACUUUCCUCCUGCCCGAGACAGACAACUGCCGCUCUUCUUCCAGCUCCUACGUCCCGAAUGCUGUGCAGAGGGACGCGCCGCCAGACUAUGACGACUCUGUGCAGAGACUGCAAGUGCUGGAGAACAUCAUGGAGAACAACACGCAGUGGCUAAUGAAGCUUGAGAAUUAUAUCCAGGACAACAUGAAGAAAGAAAUGGUCGAGAUGCAACAGAAUGCAGUACAGAACCAGACGGCUGUGAUGAUAGAAAUAGGAACCAACCUACUAAACCAAACCGCAGAGCAAACAAGAAAGUUAACUGAUGUUGAAGCCCAAGUAUUAAAUCAGACAACAAGACUUGAACUUCAGCUUCUGGAACAUUCUCUUUCUACAAACAAAUUGGAAAAACAGAUUUUGGAUCAGACCAGUGAAAUAAACAAAUUGCAAGAUAAGAACAGUUUCCUGGAAAAGAAAGUACUAGAUAUGGAAGACAAGCACAUAGUUCAACUUCGGUCAAUAAAAGAAGAGAAAGACCAGCUCCAGGUGUUAGUAUCCAAGCAAAAUUCCAUCAUUGAGGAACUAGAGAAACAAUUAGUGACUGCGACUGUGAAUAAUUCAGUCCUCCAAAAGCAGCAACAUGAUCUGAUGGAGACAGUUCAUAAUUUAUUGACUAUGAUAUCGACACCCAACUCAGCUAAGAACUCCUUUGCUGCUAAGGAGGAACAGAUCAUCUUCAGAGACUGUGCGGAAGCAUUCAAAUCAGGACUAACGACCAAUGGCAUCUACACGCUAACGUUCCCUAAUUCCACGGAGGAGAUAAAGGCUUACUGUGACAUGGAAACUGGUGGAGGCGGGUGGACCAUUAUCCAGCGACGUGAAGAUGGCAGUGUUGAUUUUCAGAGGACGUGGAAAGAAUAUAAAGCGGGAUUUGGGAACCCUUCGGGCGAAUACUGGCUGGGAAAUGAGUUUGUUUCACAAGUGACUAAUCAGCAACGCUACGUGCUUAAAAUACACCUUAAAGACUGGGAAGGGAACGAGGCUUAUUCACUGUACGAACACUUCUAUCUCUCAAGUGAAGAAUUCAAUUACAGGAUUCACCUUAAAGGACUUACAGGGACAGCCGGCAAAAUAAGCAGCAUAAGCCAACCAGGAAAUGAUUUUAGCACAAAGGACGCAGACAACGACAAAUGUAUUUGCAAAUGUUCACAAAUGCUCACAGGAGGCUGGUGGUUUGAUGCAUGUGGUCCCUCCAACUUGAACGGAAUGUACUACCCACAGAGGCAGAACACAAAUAAAUUCAACGGGAUUAAGUGGUACUAUUGGAAAGGAUCGGGCUACUCGCUCAAGGCCACAACCAUGAUGAUCCGACCAGCAGAUUUCUAAAUGCCACACACACCUGAGGAACGCUGUAUUGUACUGUCUUCAAAGACUUAACCCCAAAGCUCUGAAAGACACAGCUGCGUACUGUCUCCUCGUCCACCUCAGACAGACAGCAUGCUCUCGGGUGCGGAAGGAAUCCGUGGGCCCAAGUUAGAGCCCGUGAACUUCAUCACUUCAACCUGUACCACUCAGUGAACCAAAGCUCAACCCAGAACAAGCAACAACCUGGCGCUGUGACCUGGUGGAAUGCCUGGGCGAAGACACAGCUGAGCUUCCGGAUAACACUGACGAUUCACAGACUGUUGUCACAACCAAGAAUGUUAUGUGCGAGCUCAUCAGUAAAUAACUGGAAAACAGAACACUUACACUAUAUAGUAGAGAUAAUCUUGGAACUGCAUUCUUGUAAGCACUGUUUAUAGAUUGUGUAAAUAGUCAUAUGUGCUGAAUUCAUAAUCAGAAUUCACUAUCACAAUUAAAGGGAAGAAAAAAAUUCUCUAAGCCAUAAAUAUAUAUUAUAUAUUCAGGGAUUUUCUGAGAAGUGGUUAUCAGCAGUUUAAUAUUUGGAGAAGCAAAAACAUAGUUAACGCAUUUUUACUCCUCCUCUUAGGUGCUUUAAAUUUUCAUUUUGAAAACAGCAUUAUUUACAUAUGUGUCAACAGCUUAGUUUUAAGGGAACGCUCAAAUAUAUAUUUCAAGUUUAUAUGGUGAAAACGUCCAGGAUCUCUGAAAUUAUUAAUAGAGAUGUAUGCUCUUGUAGUUUAUAUGAAGAUUGUACUAUUUUUUUUCCUGCCUGGCUGUUAAAUAUGAAGGUAUUUUUAGUAAUUAAAUAUAACUUAUUAGGUGAGAUGACUGCAUUUAACUAUUAUGAUAAUAUUUACAAUUUUGUAAUUUGAUUCCCAAAAACUGAUUGUGCCUCAUGACAAGGAAAAUUUUGAUUUUUAAUGAUGAAGAAAAUUGCACAUUUAAUAUCAUGACAAAGAGGCUUUACUGUCUUUCAGUCACUGUUCUAAGAUAGAGGUCUUUUUUCUCUUCUAGUAAGAUGUAUUUUGGAGAACAAGGCUAUAAUUGGUGGUUGAGAAAGCCCUUCCAUUUAAGACACUUACAAAGCUGUACUUCUCAAGCUAGAUUCAGCUCUAAAGUUAUUUAAGGAAAAAAAUAAUUUGCAUUAGUAAGAUUUUUUUUUUAAUGUCCACCAGCAAACUUAAAAAAAAAAAGUGUUCUGGAGUGCAAAAACAAAAUCUGAUGUUUAUGGUAUAUUCGAAUGUUUACAGAAAAUUUUGAGAGCACGGAUUUAAGCUCAGGACCGCAAAAACUUAUACUUCUAGAGGGUUAACUCUGAAGCUUCACAGUACAAUUAAUGCUAACGAACAUUUGUGUAACGCUUUGUAAUUCUGAAGCAGUUUCUCAUAUAUUUGAUUUUGAGUCAGCUGCUAGGAAGCUUCCAGCCAGAUGUGCAACCAGCAUUUACCUCGUGUCUAUCAUCACCUUAGACUGUUCUGCUGCUAUUUUUUCCUUUAUUCCAAUUUUCUCACCUAAUUUACUUUAGCCUUACAUGCUCCCCCACCUCGACUUGGUUUUACAACACUCACUUGUUGCUACGUGUUUUGAGUCAGUUUAUGGACUCUGGAAGAGUCAGGUGCUCUGCCUUUCCCAUCAUGUUAUAAUAUCCUUAUAUAAUAUCCUUCCCAGUAUAUUAAGUGAGUAAAGAACCUCUCCAUCCUAGAACAGUUCCUCUUAUCACAUUUAAGAAGGCUUUAUAAAUUCAACAGAGGUAUCCCAGCUUUGGGUCAAGGUAAAAAACAUCCGAUAAUAAGAAAAUAUCACCGCUUCACAAGAAACAGUAAAUUUCUAUGAUAUCUCAAUGAUUGCAUGACAGAUACUGAGGCGGGGGGAGACAAUACAGGAAAAACUGGCAACAAUGUAACUUAUAUCACUUGCCCACAUAGGCAGGUAAAGUGAAUUUCAAAGGCAAACCUCACUGUGCUCUUCAGACUUCUAUCUACUCCCUUAUGACAGAAACUGGGGGGAUUUUGUGUUUUUAUUUUACACUUCAAUUCCUUACAUGCAUUUCAAAUGAACAAAAAGUCUUAAUGAGAGGAAUUUUGUCUCUUCUUAAGAAAAUAUUUAUAAAGUUGAAAGGAAAUCAAAAUAGUAAUAUUAAAAAUGAAAACAAAAAUAACCCAACAACUUAGCUAUGUACAGUGGUGAGAGGUCAGACUCCAACUUCUUGUUAUGGUAAAGUCACAGAGCAUAAACAGCUAAAAAACAUGAAGACUGGUCACAGACAAAAAUCACUAUUGAUCUUUCAGGUAUUAAUCUUUUCAAAGAAUAAGCUGUCACAAACCAGUUAACAUUUUUAAAAAUGAAGCCAACUUCUGUCCAAUCCCACUUCCAACUAAACCUUAAAUUACCUACUUGAUUAUUGCUUAAUCUUUUAAAAAAUCAGAACCUGGAACUUUUCCAUUAAGCAUUUGAAAUACUUAAAAGUAAAAGAAAGUGGAGUUAAAGCUGAGUUUAGGAAAAACACCAAAAUAUAAAGACCACAUCAUAAUGCUAGCAGGCCACAAUUCUUAUACCUAUCAGCUGUAUCUCUAUUAACAGUCAAAGUAUUAUCUUUUAAAGCAGUAAGUGAGAUAUAAUACUACCUUCUCAAUAAGCUAUUCUUUCUUUUUUUUUAUUUUUGUCUUUCUCAAUCUUUCUGAGGACUUUUAUAAUUAAAAUUUUUUGAGACUGCAUUCCUCAUAACUUUUUGCAGAAUAUUCUCACAUUUGUUCUCACAAAUAGAUAAAAAGUGUCAAGUUCUAUAAAUAUAUCUCUUUAAUUAUGGGCAUAAUUGCUCUUGAUAUAAUAAAAACCUUAGUCUAUAUCUAUGCUUAUAGUAAUUUCCUGAGAAUAUCAAAUUAUAUUUAAUAUCAUAA
Equus quagga is the source of this 4801-nucleotide messenger RNA. It is a transcript of the gene ANGPT2, whose product is annotated as angiopoietin 2. The record is from RefSeq and is a predicted model, not a curated record. Bases 396 to 1886 code for a protein of 496 amino acids. Gene Ontology annotation, molecular function: receptor tyrosine kinase binding. NCBI's taxonomy places the organism in Eukaryota, Metazoa, Chordata, Mammalia, Perissodactyla, Equidae. Gene Ontology annotation, biological process: Tie signaling pathway; angiogenesis. The transcript is spliced from 9 exons.